Messenger RNA from Ceratina calcarata, 6347 nucleotides. It is a transcript of the gene Alh, whose product is annotated as coiled coil domain containing protein Alhambra. The record is from RefSeq and is a predicted model, not a curated record. Gene Ontology annotation, molecular function: nucleosome binding; histone binding. The transcript has 13 exons. The coding region runs from base 351 to 3488 and encodes 1045 amino acids. Gene Ontology annotation, biological process: regulation of transcription by RNA polymerase II. Lineage: Eukaryota; Metazoa; Arthropoda; Insecta; Hymenoptera; Apidae. Gene Ontology annotation, cellular component: nucleus.
CAACGAAACAAAUAAAGCGACGUUGUAAAUAACAAACCGUGAGAGCACGUUUCGUUGCGUGAUAGCGUCGAGUUAACGGCGGGCGCGUUGCGCUUUUGUGCGGGUGUUACGUGGUCACGAGUCUGGACGAGCGACAACGUGCAGUCCGAGCCACGGUAUUCCGUUGAAUGCGUCACGCGCGUGCACGCGAUUGUGUCCACGGACGGCGAGGGUAUACGAAGAAACCGAGAACGAGCCACAUGUCGCCAGGAUGCAAUUGCGAGAGCGAAGUUGCCCCGCGCCACGACUUCGCCUGCGGCUCGCCUAGCUCCUCAUGCUAGUCUCGUCUCUCGAAUUGCUUGGAGCACAGCAUGAAGGAGAUGCUUGGAGGGUGCUGCGUGUGUUCUGAUGAGAGGGGUUGGACCGAGAAUCCGCUGGUGUAUUGCGACGGACAGGGUUGCACCGUUGCUGUACAUCAAGCUUGUUAUGGAAUUGUCACGGUACCCACUGGACCAUGGUACUGCAGGAAGUGCGAGUCGCAGGAACGUAGUGCCCGCGUGCGCUGCGAGUUAUGCCCGAGCCGGGAUGGAGCUCUUAAGAGAACAGACCAGGCUGGAUGGGCACACGUUGUCUGUGCACUCUACAUACCAGAAGUCAGAUUUGGUAAUGUGACGACGAUGGAACCUAUUAUUUUGCAAUUGAUCCCAUCGGAAAGAUUUAGUAAGUCUUGUUACAUAUGUGAGGAACAAGGAAGGGGUAGCAGAGCAAACGUGGGAGCCUGUAUGCAGUGUAACAAGACUGGCUGCAGGCAGCAAUUUCAUGUUACUUGCGCUCAGGCUCUUGGAUUGCUCUGUGAGGAGGCUGGCAAUUAUCUAGAUAACGUGAAAUACUGUGGAUAUUGUCAGCAUCACUACUCGAAAUUGAAAAAAGGUGGUAACGUGAAAACUAUACCACCUUACAAGCCAAUACCGGCUGACAAUGGCUCGUCAGAUUCGUCUCCUGAAAAGGAAGCAGAGACCCCGAUUAAAUCAUCGUCAAGUGGUAAACGAAAGAGUUCUGGUUCGAAAUCUGCUACAAAUUCUAAAAACAAAUCGAAUACUAGUCCGAGUCUAGAAAUAAAUGGCGUUGCUGAUGAGAAAAGCAGUAGCGGCCGUAAUACACCCAAAGAGAGUGCAACGAACUCCAGUAAAUUCACCACUUCCAACUUCGUAGAAACGAUCGUCACCCAAUCGGAGAGCGUGUUCGGGCACGACGGCACCACGGCGUCGACGACCGCCACGGUUCCAGCUGUCGCUGCUAAAACCGGCUCGAAUUCUAGCUCCGGUCAUAAAGGCAGCGGUCAAACGAAAUCGAAUUCGGCGUCGAACAAGACGUCGAGCCACAAUAAAAAGAGAAAGACCGGGGCGCGAACGCCAACGGUGAUCGGUAACGAGAACUCGAACCAGUCGGUCAGUUCCGAAGCGAGCGGCUCCCUCGUGGCUGUCGCCGUCAGUUCCAUGGUCCAGCAAUCUGCGACGAGCAACAACGCGCAGGCGACCAUCAUGGAAGCCACGAGUCUGACCGCGACUGCCGAACCGGAGAAAACCAAGAAGUUGAAGGUCGAGAGUCCUGUUCAGUCGUCGCCGACUACUCCGGUAAGCAGCGAAACGACUACCGCACCUGUGAUAAUGUCGAUGACACAGUCGCAGUCGAUGGUUACACAAUCGCCGACGACCACGUCGAACAGCAUCGUCGUGUCUGUUCCGUUGACCGCGACUUCGUUGCCGAACACGUCUCAGAGCGUGGUGACCAGUGCUCCGACGCUUUAUCAACAGCUGCAGCAGAGUAUCAUAACCACCGCGGCCACGACGCAGCCCAGGUCGAGUAUCACGCCGACUUCGGAGAGAUUCACCACCGCGGAAGAAGCUCCUGCGAAGCGGUCUCGCUCUCAGUCGUCAGAUAAGCAAGAGAAGUCUCGCAAACCGAAACGCGGAUCAUCUAAUAGUCAGCCAGCAUUGCAACAACAAGUAGCGAUACAUGCUCAAUCACAGCAUUCUCAACCAGCUUCUUCCAUGGUGACGUCCGUGUCCAAUAGCUCGGUAGUGGCUUCGAAACGUGGAGGACGAAAUAAUCAUCAAACUCCUCCACCAGCUAUUUCUGUUACGCCCGUGUCAUCCAUUAUUCAGGGACCUCCACUGAGCGGUGGUCACUUUAGCAAUAUCGGUUCUGGUUCUAUUGCUUCUGGUUCUGGUUCUGCUUCUAUGAAUACAAUGGGACCCACCGUAAAGGAGUCGCCUCCUAGUAGCCCUGGUUCAGAAAGCAUGAGCAGCACUGGACCAGUACGAAGGAAAAGAAAAAAUACCAGUGCUGCACCGACACCUCCUGCGUCCAGCACUCCGACUUUAGCCAAUCCGAAAGAAGAGAAGGAUAUCAAAUUAUUCCAGAACGGAGUUAGCGCGCCUCACAUGCUAGGAAACCAGCUGAACCCCACCUCGACGAUGGCACAGAAGAUGUCCGACACUCUCUCCCAAGAGCUGGAAGCGCAUUCUAUAUUCACCGAGGCUAGUAAUUCCACUACGAGUUUAGUUGGUCCCCAGCUGCACAGUCGAGUAAUCGCAUCCAUACGAUCGAGUCAAGCACCACCCACGUCGUUUUCUUCAGUCUUCAAUAACAACACUAACAGCAAUUCGAACAGCAACAUGAGUAAUACGACUAGCACGGUAGGUUUGGGCGGUGGAGCGAUACCCCAAACGUUGGAUCAACUUCUUGAGAGGCAGUGGGAGCAGGGAAGCCAGUUCUUGAUGGAGCAAGCCCAGCACUUUGACAGUGAGUUCGCCUCAUUACUUUCCUGUCUACAUCAACUGAGGGCAGAGAACCUUAGGCUAGAGGAACAUGUAAAUAGUCUCCUGCAGAGGAGAGAUCACUUAUUGGCUGUGAAUGCAAGACUCGCGAUCCCCCUGACGACUCAGCCUAGCGCACAUCCAGUGAACAAUAUACAUCCGACAGUAAACCCAUCGCAUCCCAACGUACCGCAUCCAGACGUUCCACCGGGUGCAGCGGCGCCCGUUCCACGGGUAACUCGGGAGCCUCGAGUGAACAACACUUACAUGUCUCAUUCGGGGUCCAGCAAUCAUCCCUCGACGUUGGAGAAUGGCCUGCCUCCGGACCCGUCUCCUCCAGCCGCGGCAUCGCUCUCCCAGUACCAGCAUAGAACAUCUCUGGUCGCGCCUCAGCCAAGCCCAACCAUCAGACACAGCCCGGCUGGAAGCGCGUACCACCAGGGCCAGCCCAGCAGCCUGGUAUCCUCGGCACCGGUCAGCAACUCUGGUGUGGUCAGGAACUCGUCCGUUACACCAGAUCCUCUGCGCGGAGUACCAAGGUCAGUUCCACAAUCGUCGAGUAGUUAUAUGCCUUCGAUGUACCAACCGGCAGUGUCCAGUCUGGCUAGUAGUCAAGUAGGUAAUGUUCAUAAUCUUCACUCACAUGGACCUUCUCCACCCAGCCACGGACCGUCUGGGAAGCCUAGCUGAAGAUAGGUGGAAAGCAACGAAGAACGCGCUGCGUCCUCGGACAGCAGACGCGGUGGGACAUCGUCGCCGACCGAGGCGUGCUACCGUUCUUAAGACAAAAACGAAAUUCGUAAUAGGAAAGUCCUCUCGUGCUUCGUUUUUCAUACGUUUGCAUUUACCGAUAUACAAACCUUCGUUUGUACGUUUCUACAUUUCUAUGCCGAAAAUUUUUCUACAUUCGAUUUGACAAAUGGAGGCCUUGAAUGUUCGAACGAACGAGCGAGCAAUCGUAGAAAGUACGUAGAUAUUUGUUUUCCGUUUGUGUCGCACGUCAUCGAGCACGUCUGAGACAAUCUUUCCAACGUGAAGAACGGCGAAAAAUCCGCAGAUGUACAAAUUUUAGACUGUAAGUUAAUCUAUCGCGAUGAAUAGCAAUAAUAAUUACGGACUAGGUGUACAUUUCACGAUAAAAGGGAGAAAAGGGAAACGACGAAGUCAGGUGUCUCUUAAUUUGAGAUCAGGGAUUGACGAUAAUUGGCAAGAGGAUUGUUGUUUGUUUCAUUUGACAUCGUGACUCUGUUAAUUCCCUUUAGCGCACUACUUAUCGCAACGGAAUGGCUAGUUUCGGUUAAGUUUCAAACGUCUUGUGAUCGACCCGUUUCACGAUCAGAUUAAACGUAAAACCUACUUAGACAUGUAACUCGAGCACUGCCUUCCACCAAGAGAAACUGCCGUGAGACGGGUCUGAGGAUUAUACUUCGUUCUAUUAUUGUUUUUACAUUUUCGUUUUCACUUUUCGAGGAUGUGGUCGUGGGAUGUUAACGAGCGCGCUUCGUUUUCAACGUGCGAGGUUCAUUUGCGAUCGUGCAUUACCUCCUUUUAGGUAGUGGCACUCGUUUCUUUUUUUUUCUUCUUAUUUCAUGCGAAUUUGACGUAAUCAAAAAUUAUGAUCAGGCGAUUCUUGCUUGAGCUGCAUUUGUGCAAGGAAUAUUCAUGAAAGUUUUCGCCGGUUAAGUUUCAAGCUUCUAUCAUUCGUCUUAGAUAAUUGUACAUUUCUUUCAUCAACGCUCAGCUAAUAAGGGUUCGUUCUUGUACUGUUUCCUUUGUAAAUUCUUUAGCUGAAGUGUUACCGUCUUGUGUUCUACAUUCGAAAGUAUUAUUUUUAAAAGAACGAGUUUGUUUAAGAGGGAACCGAGGGAACCUUUCAGGCUUGUACAAUAAACGCGAGUAAGACGUAAGUACUGGUAUGGCUCGACACCGCUCAGGGAACAUUGAAGAACGUGAAAGAAAUAUCGACGAUUUUUCUAAAACUCCGUUGGAAGCGCGUUUAUUGUCUGAUUGUAGUGAUCACUGUACGUUUUAAGAUGAAAAUUACGGUACGAUAAGCGAGGCAGAAAAGCGCGUGAGAGGUGUUCAAACAAACAAAAAAAAAAAAAGAAAAUAGUAUAGCAGUUGAUGAAUAUUUUUACACAGACACCGUGCCAAAUUUUUGCAAUCGAAUCAUUGACAAGCCCCGUUCGGGAAUUACCAAUUUCGGACUUUUCCAUGCUCUCGUUUAUUUUCUGUUCGUGUACAAAUGAUUUAUUGUGUUCCUAAUCCACUGCGGAUCGACUGUCUGAAAUUGAAUUUUAAUUUGACCAAAGCCCGGGCUGCAUUGGAUUUAUAUCGAAUUUCGACAAACUCUCGAGUUUGCGUUAAAUCGGACAGAGUAAUCACACAGUUCGUUUCGUAUAAACCCAAUGUGACUCUGUUCAUUAGGACUUUCUAUUCGCUUGUAGUUUAAGUGUAAAGUUUUGAUACAUAUGUAUUUAUGUACUCAAAAGUGACGCGUUUAGGAUAGAAUUAUACGUAGAACAUUAUGCUCAUGGUUUCUAAACUGAGCUAAACGUAUUUAUUGGAAGUGAAGGAAAAUACGAAACUGCUCGAGCGCACUGGAAUGACAAAAAUAAAUCUUAAUGAUUUUCAUUUGAAACAUCAGCAAUGGUUUGAUUGGCCGAAAUAUUGGCACAGACCGUACUGUAGCAUUUUUUGAUACUCGAGAUCGUCUGUUAAACAUUUCUAAUGUAAUUGAAAAAGAAAAAUAAUAAGUGAUGUAUGCAAGUGAACCGAACUCGGCGCCGUUUGUGAAGCGUGUUUUCAUUUUUCUACGAGAGUUAGCUGUUUGUGUAGGGUCUCUGGACGAACGAACAGAAACAAGCAACUCGCUGUAAAAUAAUUUCAGUUUUUCGACUAUAACUGCCGACGGGACAGUAACAAACUGCCUGCGAUUUAAACAAGAGUCGUUAGUUAAUCGUGUAAAAAGAGAACGUGUGGGCAUUUCGAAGACCGCUGAUUCUUCUGGUCUUUUGUAUAUUUUCAAAACGAGCAGCUAAUUGCGAGUCGAUCAUGCCUCUUCGGAUCGCCCUCCGUGCGUCUCUAUUAUCUAUAAGCAAAGAGAAAUGCCAUAUGUGUUUCCAUACAAAAAAAGAAGGACGAAAUUUUUUAACGUGUGACAAAAGGCUGAUUAAUUUUUUUUCAUUAUGUGUUCAACGUAAAUCGCCUCGUCCUCUUCUCAGAGACAUUAUCUGUCAGUGAUUUUAUUUAUUGUAAAAGAAUCGUUGACUUGAAAGGCUCAGUUAAUCGAGAUCGUUGGCCGAAACUUUUGUAUUUACAUCUGGUAAAAAAAAAUUUGACGACGGCCUGCUUCUAAGGGCGAGUCACUCUGAACAAGAGGCGACGUUUCCAAAAAAAUGGAACAUCAUCGAUUAUUAAAGACGUAGAAACGUUGUCACGGAGUCGCAUGGGUCGGUUCCGAAUCCAGGGAUGUAAAUCAAUGUGCGAUACGAUUUUGUAAUGUAACUGUGCAUACGGAAGCAUGUAAUAAAAGAAGACUAAAACGAA